AUGCUUCGUAAUCGUUAUGGGUUAAAGGAUAGUUCGAGCAGUGAAGGAUUGGCACCCAUGACCAAGGAGGACAAGCUACGUAAUCAUCGUGAUAAUUGUGUGGAUAUUGAUGCUUUCUGGAAUGCGGUUGAAGCCUGUCAAACCGAACAAGAAGAGCUGGAAAUAACAAAGGCAAUUUUUCAACGAAAUAUUUCAUGGCACAUUGGACCCAUUUUAUGA
Diversispora eburnea is the source of this 219-nucleotide messenger RNA. The record is from the annotation of a GenBank genome assembly. NCBI's taxonomy places the organism in Eukaryota, Fungi, Glomeromycota, Glomeromycetes, Diversisporales, Diversisporaceae.